GUGAGAACCUCGCCCAAAUAGCUGUUCAAGGUUUAUGGUCCUUUCUGUAUUUCACAGUCUUCAUGCAAUCAUGCUGAGACUUGUCACUUGCCUACGACCAUCGCCCAGGACCAGGCAAAAUCUCAUGGAAGGAGGCUGAUGUGGGCUCUUGAUCGAAAAAGACCAUAAGUUGUUCUUUUGAAGAUGUUAAAGGGAGAUAGAUAGAUAGUAGAUAGAUAGUAGAUAGAUAGAUAUAGAUGUAUAUAUAUGAUACAGGUGAUAUUUAUGAUAUUCAUAUUCUAUCUCAAGAACACUAAACUCAAACAUGAUGCCUCCAGCCUAGCAUCAAAAGACUGAUACAACAAAAUGACUUGUGGGCUCCUGGUCUUUAAGAUCAGGUCGAGCUAGCGGCCCUCAUGCAAGCCAGCGUUCCACCGACAGUGCUGGCGACCAUCGACAGCGACGCGUAUGAGGGAGGGGGGUUGGUCGCUCUGCCCGAGUCAAAGUUUGUCAAAACUCCCACUGCGAAGGAAUUGUCCUCCAACAUCAUGUGGCUAAAGCCUUUGGUGACCUACUCGCCCACGAAGGUCUUGAGCGCAUAUUUUCUCACCGAUGUAUGGCUUGAGCUGGACAAGAACUUGAAUCGCAAACUAUUUCGUCCACUUCAGGGUGAAUCGCGGAUGAAGCUAGCUGCUUAUGAAGGCUGCAAAGCAAAGAAGUGCAUGGGCGCACUGCGUAGCCUAUGGAGGAGUUCCAAGACUGACUGGCGGACAUGA
Durusdinium trenchii is the source of this 755-nucleotide messenger RNA. The record is from the annotation of a GenBank genome assembly. NCBI's taxonomy places the organism in Eukaryota, Dinophyceae, Suessiales, Symbiodiniaceae.